AUGUCCACCUCAGCUCCCAACGCUCCUGGCCCCCGGACUACUACUCCCAAGCCCACCCCACCACCUAUCCUCGGGUCCCUCUCCGAGAUCUGCAUCGUGACCCCGUCCCUACAUAGCACGCUGGACAGCCUGACGCGCCUGGGCCUGGGGCCGUUCCGUACCUUCGUCUUCGACGGCACCACGGUGACGGGCCAGGAGCUGGGCGGCCAGUGCGGCGGCGACCUGUACACGAUGCGGGUGGCCUUCGCGCACAACCACGGCGGCGACGCGCGGGAGCCCGUGCUGGAGAUCAUGGAGCCCGUGUCGGGGGCGACGCCGAUGCGGGCGUACCUGGACGCGCACGGGGGGCGGGCCGGGGUGCAGCACGUGGCGUUCGGCAUGUUCGGGGAGCCGAUGGCGGCGCGGCGGGCGCGCAUGGCGGAGCGCGGCUUCGCGCCCGCCAUGGCCGGCGUCUGGACCGGCCGCCGCGGCGAGGCCCGCUUCUGCUUCUUCGACACGGCCGAGCAGGGCCUGCCGACGUGCUUCGAGACCAUCGAGUUCUCGGGCGACUGGGAGGAGCCCGCCUGCGUCUGGUACCCGCACCCGCCGGCGGACGAGCCAGGGAAGAAGAAAAAGACCGAGAUCCCGGGCGUCGACGCGCGGGUGCUUGCUGCUGGUUACGAGGAGCUGCUGCAGUGA
This is a messenger RNA of Neoarthrinium moseri, 678 nucleotides long. RefSeq lists its product as uncharacterized. Bases 1 to 678 code for a protein of 225 amino acids. The record is from RefSeq and is a predicted model, not a curated record. The transcript has a single exon. Lineage: Eukaryota; Fungi; Ascomycota; Sordariomycetes; Amphisphaeriales; Apiosporaceae.